AGAUCCAUUAAAUCUAUAGAUCUAGUCAUAUUAAGUCUUUAAGAUAUUCAGGCAGAGAAGACAUAGAUCUAGAAUAGCUACUCUGGUCCUAAGUUUACCAAGAUCUAGAUUUAUAUAUGAAUAUUAAACUGGGUAUUAAACUGUUUAGAUCUAGAUAUGAUGUAGGUUAUAGAUCUAGAUUCUGAUCUAGACCUCUAGAUCUACUUUUACUUUAUUUUUGUAGUAGAAGAAGUAGUAACCCCAAAGUUUGGCCCAAAGCCGCCACGCAAAGGACAAAGGACUUGAAAGGAUAGACACGCAGUUAACCCAGUAUUGAAUACAAACAAUGGAAACUCUUACAAAUGUAAGCUUGUCUGAGACAACACAGAAAGCAAAAGAAACAUCAGUGCAGGAAUUUAACAUUUCAAAGGAUAUUUUUGAAACUGACAUUAUAAAUGAUGAGUCAAAUGUUUUAGGAGAAAAGCAGAAAAUUGUUGAAUCAGUUCACUUUUCAGACAUUGAAGACUUGUCAAAAGAACAUUUAAAAGACACACCAGAAAGCCCUACUGUCGAGGAUGCAAACACUGUCAUAAGCUCAGAUACAUCACCAAAAGAACUUAAAAACAAAACUGAUGAGGAUUCUAAUGAAGAUAGUGAUAGCAUGCCUGAUUUGAUCUGGCCAGAAAAGAAAUCCAAGGUACCCACUGACCUGAGAUCAACAUUGUCGUCAUCCACAUCCCAAGACACAGGCUUUGGUUCAGAGGAUGUGGGUGACACAAGUCCUGAUGAGAUACCCAGCAAAACAGACUCAUUAACUAGUGGCAGCCAAGAUGCAGUGGACAGCAAACUCACAACACAGACAGAAGACUCUGAAGCUGAGGAUUCCAGUGUUAUGGAUAUCUUAGGCAAUGGUUUAUUAAUUAAAAAGAUCCUUACAGCGGGCUAUGGUAUUGACACAAGGCCAACAAAUGGUGACAUUGUCACAUUGAAAGUUGAAGGCAGACGGGAAGAUGGAAAACUUGUUGACAAUGAAGAGAUCACUUUUUAUCUUAAUGAUGGGGAUGUUAUAUUAGCUUUUGAUUUAGCAGCAGCACUUAUGGAACAAGGUGAAAAAUGUGAGUUAAGGACUGAUGCUAAAUAUGCUUAUGGUAGUUUGGGAAGAGAGCCAGACAUUCCAAAAGAUUCCAAACUCAUUUACAUUUUAGAGCUGCUUCAUGUUCAACAGGCCCCUGAGCUAUCUUCCUUAAGUUUUGAAGAAAGAUUGAAAAUAGGUGAAUCAAAGCGAGAAAGAGGCAAUUACUUAUUUGGAAGAUCAGACUACACAGGCGCAAUCAACUCUUACAACAAAGCUGUUAAAGUUUUGGUUGAUCCUGAGCUUAAUGCUGGAUUGGAUAAAACCUCCCAUUCUAUAUUAGUGGAGUCUUCAGUCAAAUGUUACAAUAAUAUGGCAGCAUGUCAGUUGAAGAUUGAUGCUUUUGAUGCUGUUAUAAGGUCUUGUGAAAAAGUCCUGGCUAGUGAAACCAACAAUGUGAAAGCUCUAUAUAGAAUAGGGAAGGCUUAUGGUGCCAAGGGUGAAAUUGAACAAGCAAUAACCUUUAUGCGCCGUGCAAUCAAGUUAGACCCUGAGUCUAAAAUGUUGAAUCAAGAAAUGCUAAACUUGACAAGACGUAAACUAAAAGAAACCAAAACAGAGAAAGAACUGUAUCAAAAAAUGCUUGGGGUGAAACCAACACAAAAUCAACCAUCUGAUAAAAAAAAGACUCGAAACUCCAAAACUUUUAUUAAAUGGACUGUUGCUGCUGGUGUGGUAGCUGCUGCUCUAGUGUCUGUUGGUGUAGCUUUCUUCAGAACAUCUUGAAAGUGCAGAUCCAGGUACUCCUCAAAGGAUUGGUGAACAAACAAACUUGAAGUCUCUUCUAAAGGCAAACUAUCAAUGUGACUAAAUUAAGUACAGCUUCUUUAUAUCACCUGACAGCUUAUUUUAAAUAAUUAUUUUUAAUUUAUAAUUUCAAAUAAAUUUUGUUUACAUUUUUAAAAAUCUUAUUUAAUAUAAAGUUUUCAUGUUAUUGUUUCAAGAUAAGGUUGAUCAUUAACAAACUAUAUGCUCUUGUUUCAAGAUAAGGUUGAUCAUGAAUAAGCUACAAUGUACUAAUCAGAUGACAUUUUGUAUUAGAAUUUUUUAACAUGAGCGUAAUGAAAUUUUUUUUUUGUUUUAGUGUACUACACUUGUUAAUAUUGUUUCAUUGCUUUAUUCUUUUCAAUUUUUUGUUUUUUUUUACCUUAAUAAUGUGAAUUUUCUACCCACUUAAUUUGCAAAUGAACAAUGUCUUUCAUAUUGUGUUCAUAUUUGGGUGACUUUAGUUUCCACACAAUCAAAGAGGGAAAUAAUAGUUGGCUUUAAUAAUUUAGUGAUCACUUUGGUUUUGUGAAACACUGUAAGGCAUCCAGCCUGUGCUAGGUAUUUUUAUUGUUGAAAUAUGGAUUGGGCGGACCAAAACCACUCUUUUGGCUAAAGGUUGACUAAGUGGAAGCCCUUGUAAAGGACAGGCACAGAAGUUAAAUAGACUUCUGGCGGACAACAGCUUUGUCUGCAUCAGGGGUGUAAAGAUAUGCAGGUCACAGCUGUGCUUGUGUAGCCAUUGGAAAUACUGCAGUCAUCCUUAAUCUUUGGAAUCAAAGACAUUGCCACUAAUCACUUUGGACAUUUUACUCUGAUAAACAUUGAAAUGUUACAUACAUGGAACUUUAUCAUAAGUGUUGGUCAUAUUUAGUUAUGAUUAGAUAAAGGGAUAAAAUUAAAACAACUAAUAAUCUGUCAUUGAUGAGACAUUAUCUAAUUGGCUUGACUUUGACUCAAUCCUUUUGACUACCAUUGGAGCAAAGGGCAGCAACAGUACUACUUCAUCUGACAAAUCCCCUCAUAAUUUGUAGGCUUGGCCAAUAGCUUUGUUCAUUGUAUCAUGGGAUACAAAGAAAUGGACUGCAUGAAGAAAACCCAAGACUAAUAAACACAACUCUAUUUAUUUUGUUAACAAUUAAAUAUACCAGUGGUGAACACACUUUUUUUUUUGGCUAUUCCUACAGAAUCAUGGGAGAAUGUAAUACAGAUUGUAGAUUGUAGUCAUGGAAUCGAGAUGAAUGAUUGGUGAAAACACAUUUUUUUUUGUUAUAACCAUUUCUAAGUCAUGAUGUCAUGACCAUAGUUUAUAAUUUCAUUGUUCAGGCUUGUUCCAAAUGAUUCAAUGAUGUUCUAAUCACCUUCAGGCAAGAUACUAGCACCUAUUCUGUUGGACAGAAUGUAUUGCAGAAAUGUCUGAAUGGGAUGUUCUUUGUGUGUGUGAACAGUUUAAAUUCUUCUAGAAACUAGUAUUCAAUAGUUCCUAUGAGUUAGACACUUGUUUGAUAUGCUUUUCAAUGAUUCCAGUUGAUCAAGAGGUGUUUGAUUGAUGUUUCUUUUUGUUGUGGCAGGUUCAGUUUGAGGUCACUUACGAUAACAACAAUUGAUUUCUUACCGAUCGAUUUGUUCCUAUAUAUUUUCAACUAUCUGAAAGUAAUUUUUAAAUAAAGAGAAAUUAUCCAAAAAAAAACAA
This is a messenger RNA of Biomphalaria glabrata, 3569 nucleotides long. Its product is annotated as peptidyl-prolyl cis-trans isomerase FKBP8-like. The transcript has 10 exons. Bases 326 to 1837 code for a protein of 503 amino acids. Gene Ontology annotation, molecular function: peptidyl-prolyl cis-trans isomerase activity; protein binding. The record is from RefSeq and is a predicted model, not a curated record. NCBI's taxonomy places the organism in Eukaryota, Metazoa, Mollusca, Gastropoda, Planorbidae.